Molecule: messenger RNA, 2989 nt
Organism: Acanthaster planci (crown-of-thorns starfish)
Lineage: Eukaryota; Metazoa; Echinodermata; Asteroidea; Valvatida; Acanthasteridae
Product: FHF complex subunit HOOK interacting protein 2A-like
Source: RefSeq, a predicted model, not a curated record
UGUUUGAUCAUGUAUGAUGAGAGACUCUCGCGACAUGCAGAUGUUUUAAUAAGAAAAAUCAUGCUAAUUCAACCCAAAUCGUGAUAUCAGGCAGUGUCAGAAAGCUGGUUGGAAGAAUACUUGAGAAUUGAGAAUGUUCAACAGGUUUACUGCGGCUCUGCACCAUGCAGUUGAAGUGUUGGGCGAGUCAGAUUUGCUCGCUCCUACCCAGACCCUUCUGGAAGAUUUCACCUUUCACUGGAAGGCCGUCACACAUUACUUCAUCAACACCAAAGAUGACAAGCAGCCGGUGCAGGAGAGCAACAUCCCCUCCCACCUGAACAACAUGCUGGCCCUGCUGACGCAGGAGGAGCGGCAGAUGGAAGAGGACCAGACGGGGCCCUGCAUGGAGUACCUACUGCAGCACAAGAUCCUGGAGACACUGCACACGUUGGGCAAGGCUGAUUGUCCGCCCGGCAUGAAGCAAGUCGUUCUGACAUUUUUCCUGAACCUCCUCGGCAAGGUCAAGCAACCUCUCCUGCCGCACGUCAACGUCUACAAACCUGUACAUAAUUUAAUCAAAGUGUGUGGUGAGGUGCGAGCGGGCCCCACUGAGAAGGAAGAAAUCCAGUUCCUCUGCACGGUGUGCUCCAAGUUGAAGGAACAUCCCUACUCCGUCAACUUCUUCCUUGAGCUUCCAAGACAGAAGAGCAAAAAGCCAAGACACAACUCCUCCCCGUCAGUGGCAAGUAGCUCGGGCAGCAGCAGCAGCAGAACCAGUCUAGACGUCACCCAGCCCGAGUUCAGUCUAGUCAACUCCCUCAUAGCCUUGGCACAGAGCCCUGACAGUAGGAUAGCUGUCAAGGCGUGCGAGGGCCUGAUGCUGUGCGCCAGCCUGCCGGAGAAGCACGCUGCCCAGUGCAUCGUGGACCACACCCAGUUCUGCGCGCUGCUGGCCGAAAGGCUGUGCACGUUAUACAAUGCGCUGCCCCUCUCCAUGGACCCCGUGGAUGUGGACAGCGUGGAGGCUAAGUGGGGUUUGUACAUGCAGAGCGACGCGGAGGAUACCAACAUGUUCCCCGGUAAGCGGCAGCUCAUCUCGCUACUGUCCUGGUAUGACUAUUGCGACCAGGUGAUCAAGGAGGCUCAUCCCACCGUUGGCCGCUCGCUAGCCAAUCAGAUCCGGGAGCGCUUCCUGGUGCCCAUCAUGGAGCAGCUCUUGCUGCAGUCGUCAGAGGUGGGCAUUUUAACCAGCACAGCUCACCUGGUCAAGUUUGUCAAGAUGACAACCUCCCCGGCCCUGCUGGAUGCCCUGGUGAAGUUCAUAUUGGGGGAGGAGACGGAGCCGGAGAAGCCGGGGGAGGGAGGGUACAAGCUGAGACAGCGACUGAUAGACAGAUGCGACAACAUCUCGGACGAAAUCUGCAUAAUGGCUCUGAAGUUAUUUGAAACCCUCUUCUGCAAAGCCAACGGUCACAUUGUCACUAACCUGGUCCUUCGCAAUCUCCAGUCGCGUGCCUACAACAGCCGGACCGACUCGACGGAAAACUGCGAACAGGGUUCUGGUGACACGAGCGACCAGGGGUCGAGCACCACCAACCCCAGUGACCAGGGCUCUUCCGACUCUUGCGACCAAGGGUGCGGUGACGCAGCCGGCCCGGGGUCCUCCGGUCACCCCAGCGACCAGGGUUCCAUCAACGGGGCCGUGAGCGACAGCGGGGUGGAGACACUUAGCAACGGGCCGGAGAGCCCCACCCUCAUCCCGAGCUCUCCCAUGCGGGAUGGGGUAGUGAACUCUCUCUCGGAUGCGGGUAGCGAGGCUACCCAACCGUCGCCGUCGAUGUCCACAACCAGCUCAGAAACAGACGACAAAACUAGCAUUCAUAAGAUUGUCAACAGUUUUCUAGGUCUCAUGCCAGAGGAGGCCAGGUCUUCCUAUUUGACUGGGGAUAUAGGUUACGAUACCUACCUCAGAGAGGCUCACAGACUGUUUCGAGAGUGUUCUGUCAACUGUCUUCCCUACGAUUGGCCGAAUUACCCUACACCUUUGGAACGCUGUCCAGAUGAGGCAUUUUACGAGGGGGCCUUUCUCAAAAUUCUCUUUGACAAGCUAUCUCGUAUGCUCGAUCAGACCUAUGAAGUCAACUUGCAAGUGACCUCCCUCCUUUCCAAGAUUUGUCUGUUCCCUCAUCCUCACAUCCAAGAGUUCUUCCUGGAUCCAUACUUGCCGGUGGCGGCUGGCUGCAGGACAAUGCACUCUGUCCUCCUCAGAGUGGUCAGCGAUCUGAGCGUCCGGCUCAGGUCGAUCCCUGAUUUCCAGCGGCAGGCAUUUGUGGUAAGGAAGCAGCUGAUGGGCAUGGUGGAAGAAGAUGACAGAGGCAAGAAGUCCAUAGCCCCCAUUAUGAACUUGCCAUACAUUGAUCUCCUGGAGGGUGUGAUCGUCCUAGAGGAGUUCUGUAAGGAACUAGCGGCGAUAGCGUUCGUCAAGUUCCACGCUGCAAGCGGCCGGACGUAGCCAACAUCUCACGUGUACAGUCCAGAAAGCAAUCUGAAAUUCAGUAGUAAUGGAAUGGCUUUAAUUUGAAUACAAGAUUUUAAAAAAAAAAAUUGGUGCACUUGACUUGCAUUUGCUAGGGUCCGGGUUCAUUUCCAGACAGGGCACUUGGGGGGUAGGCCGUCUGCAUGUACAUUGUUUCAAGGUCCUGGAAUUGGUUUAAGAAUUAAAUUAUUUCUGACCGCCUAAUGUCUGUGGCCAGAGUUUGAGGGAGCUACACCAAUCUACAACAAAAAUAUAUAAGCACUUUAUUUUGUAAAAUCAAUUUUUUUCCGAGCAAUUUGCAUUUUCGUGCGAGACGGUUAUCCUGUAGGGUAGUCAAGACUAGGGAGGGAGGGAGAUUUCCAGCUGCACAGGAACUCGUUCAGCAUUUUUUUUUUCAGUUUUGUGUGGCAUUAAAAAAAAAGCGAGACAGAAAACUGGAAAGGUUUACAAGCUGUUUCACAGUUGAAAAAA